AUGAAUACAAGAGAAAUAGUAGAAUAUGAAUUGUAAUAAAUUAAGGAUAACAGCCGAAAGUAUCCUUUAUUGUAGAAAGUAAGAUCUUAAAGUCUAUACAUAAUAAGGUUUGUGAAUCAAAUCCAUCAGAAUUAGAUACUCAUACUUUAUUAUAGCAAUUAUUACCCUUGAUAGUCAGCUCUAAAAAUAAUAAAUUAAUUUCAUUAGGAAUAGGACUAAUCUAGAAAUUGCAGCAUUAACUCUAAUUAACUACAGUAUUAUUAAUAUAUUAUUAGAACGAUCUUGAUAUCAUUAUUGAUUAUUUUAAUAAUUCAAAAUCAUAGUAAGAUGAAACAGUAGAUAUCAGACUAGUUUCAACUUUAAUUCAUAUUAUUGGUCCAGAUGUUAUUGAUUUUACAAAUCUCAAUCACAUUUUGAAGGUCUUAAAUUUGUUAAUAUAUUUUUCAUCUUCAGACAAUCCAAUAAUAGCAUAAUCCUCAAUUUAAGGCAUUCUUACACUUAGUAAUGUUUUGGAGGAAUUAUUAUAGAGUUAAUCAAAAAAUACAAUAUUGCAAUCCUAUUUUGAAUUAUUAGAAUUAUUUUUUAACAUUUUUCAAGAUAAGGAGCAAUCAUCUAUUUAUGUGUCAAACAACCUUAUAUUAUGUAUUUAUCAUAUUUGAUUUCAAUCACUUUAGGCAAAGAUAUUUUUAUCAUUAUUCUGAAAUGUGGAAAAUAUCUACUAUAAAUCGAAAAAUUUCAUAUUUUCUAUUUUGAAACUCUUUAUGCUUACUUAACCAAUAUUGAUUUAGUUAAAGAAUCGAACAUAAUGAACAGUAAAUAUCAUUUAUAAAUUAAAUUAGAAAUCAAUAUUAUAAGAUUGAUAUUCAAUUAUAUAUUAACUAUUGAGGAUAAAUUUGAAUUAAUUACUUAAUUAAUGACUGUAUAUAGUAAAAUAUAACAGUAUGAUUAAAGUAAAAUAGCAAUUCAUGAUGGCAUUUUAUGUCUAUAUUCAAAUCUAUCAAUAUUCAAAAAUUUAUUAACACGAUAGCCAUAUGAAAAUAUCUAUAAUGGUAAAAUUUAUAUUAUUAUAAUAAGAUUAUAAUGAUUUAAUAUUGAAAUCGAUUUAUUAACAUUCUUUAUUUGGAAUUAGAGAAUUUUAGACUCAAUAAUCUCCAAAGUAGAAUAUUUUGAUAAACAAAUUAACAGCAUCUUAUAUUGAUUGUAAUUUACAAAUGGUUCCAAAUAUAUUUGUUUAAUAAAUAAGUAAUAUAAAAUUGAUUAAAAGCUAGAAACUCUAAUUUAAAUAAUUACUGAUAAUAUAUAAAAAUUUUUAUAGCAAGACGAAUUUCAAAAAGAAGGGAGUGGUUUAUUGUAAGAAAUUAAAAACUAGAGCAGACUUCUUUAAUCUCAAUUAUUUAAUGGAGAUAAUGAGGAUUAGAUUGGAGAUAUAUAAGAAACUGAAAGUGAUGAUAUAAAAUUUAGAACUCUAUUUGAUAAAUUAUGGAAGCCUCUUCUUAAAAUAAUGAAACAAUUACUAAAAAUAGCUAAUAAUUAAUAAUAUAUUAAUUUAUUAGAAUAUUUAUCAUCUUGGAUAUCAUUUAGUUUAUAAUAAGAAUAAAUUAAUAGCUUUUAACUCCUAAUUAGAUUUCUGGCUGCUUAAUCUGCACCAUUAUCAUUAAAAUACAUUGAAACAGAUAAAUGGUUAAUAGCAUGCAAAAUAUUUGAAGAAAUUCUAUAUAAUAAUGUAAAUUUAAUAACAGCAAAAACAUGGAAUUUAAUAUUCUAAACAUUACAAAGAAUAGAAUAGGUAGUUUCAAAGUCAACAGAAAUAAAAAUGACUACAGAAAUAUUUAUUAAAAGUGCUUAAUAUCAAGAUAUAACUGUUUAUUAAAUGGUUGAUGGAUUAAAUUAGUUGGCACUUUAAGUUUCAGAAAGACUUUAGAUAAGUUAAAAAAAAAACUUCGAUUCAAUAUAUAAAUCAUUUGCAAUUGAUAAACUAUUGCUUAUAAUUCAUAAUAAUUGGUAAAGAAUAGAUUUAUUAUGGAAAAUUGUAGAUGCUUUAUAUUUAUGUCUUUGUAGUUCAAAAGUUAUGGAAAUGCGUCUUAAUGCUAUUCAUACAUAUAGAGACACAAUAUUUUCAGGAAUAGAAUAUACUAAAAAUAAUAAGUUAAAAUGGGGAGAUAAAUGGAUUCAAUAUUUAUUAAAUCCAUUAACUGAAUUAAUAAUACUACCAUAUGAAGAUGUUACAGAAAAUAUUCUAUAAUUUUUAACUAUUUUAAUUAAAGAUCAUGCUAAAUAUUUACCUCCAGAGGCAUUUCAAGUUUUUAUAACAUUAAUUGAAGUUGUUUUAAAUGAUUUUUUUAGUAAAGAAGUUAUUCAAUAAGAAUUAAGUCAAUAAGAAUAUAAAUCUUUAAUUUUUAGAACAUAAUUAUCAAUAGAAUGUAUGUCUGAUAUUAUAUUCAAUCAUAUUGAUAUUUUAGAGAACUCAUCAAUCUGUAAAUUGGCUAGCAUAUUAAUUUCUCUAAAUAAGCAAGAAGAAUGUAAUAUUUUGUAUUUAAAUUAGGUAAUUAAGAAAUUGUAAAUAAAAUUAUUUGUAUGACUUGGUAAGUUUAAGAGAAACUUGUUAAAUUAGACAUUUAAAACUAUGAAUUUUGGCAAAUUAAUAUGAAGUUAUUUAAAAAUUGUUUAGAUAAUCAAGAUGAUCUAAAAUAUGCUUCCAUUCAUAUAUCAAGUUAAAUCUGCUCAAUAGCUAAGGAUUCUUAAUUUACAGAUUUAUUUUAAUUAUUUGAAGAGUUAAUUCAGCAUUCUAUGGAAUAAUAUCUAAAGAUAGAACAACAUUAAUUAUCCCUGAUCCAAUAAACACCUAGAUUUACAUAACUACCAAUGGAAACUCCUAAAUUCUAAGGAUCUAUUAAAUAAAUAUUUUUUGAUAAAUCAACAUCCUUAUAAUUAUUUAAACUAUAAUUUGAAUUAGUAAAGUUGUGCAUCUAAAAAAUUACAGAUGUUAUUAUUAACAAAUAAUUAUAUCCUAAAUUUUAUUAUUAUUUGCAAUUGUUUAAUUAAGCAUAGUGUGUUUAUGUAAAACAUGAGAUAGUUUUAGCUUGUUAAAGAAUAAUAUAAUCAAAUUAAGAUAAGCAAUUAUUGAUAGGUACUAUUGAUUUUUUAGUUACUCUUAUUAAUUAUGAAUAAACUUUGGAUGUGGAAGAUAUUUAGUAUUAUUUUGAAAAUAGAACCUUUCAGAUUUUUUGUGAUGUCAUUAAAUUAACUAUCCCAAUAAAUCAUAAAAAAGGUUUACAUGCACUCUAAUUGGUUUUUAAUUUUUUAUGUCAAGAUCAAGCUAUUUAACUUCUUAAUGAUGAUAAUAAUAUAUUCAAAUAUUAUUAUAAAUAAUGUUCUUAAUUUGAUAAUUUAGAAGAGGAAAUAAUAGCCGAAUGGCUGCACUUUAUAAAUUAGCAAAUAUCUUAAUUAGGUACUGUUUAAAAACAUCAUUAUUUUAUUGAAUUUUUAAUUAAUUGUUUUGAAGCAAUUAUUAGUAAUAGGCAAUUAAAUUAAAAUGAUUUAAAUGAGGCUAAUAAAUUUGUAGGUGUUUUGAAUGGUUUUUUAAAUGUAAAGAUUAAUAUAUUAAAUAGAAUUGCUAAAAAUUGAUAAAUGACAAUUCUGAAAAACUACAAUUAAUUUUGAUUACAAAACUAAAAAAUAUUAUUACAAUUAUGAUUCCAUUUUUAGAUUAUAAUUCAAUCCAAAAGCUAUUUGAACCUCUUAUCACAACAUAAUUAACAAGUAUUAUAUAUUUAAAAAUUAUUAAGUAUCUAACAAAAGAACAUAAGAUUGGAUUACUUUUUUUAUUAAUGAUGCAUAAUAUUUAAAUGUUGAAUAAUAAGAUGUAGUAGUUUAAUUAUUUACGAAUUAUUACAUAAAUAAAUUAAAGAUUUCAGAUUUAGAAACAUAAUAAUUAAUUAUAGUGAGUUUAGUUGGAUUUUUAGAGAUGGAGAAUUAGAUUGUAGAAAAGUUUUCAUUGUCUAUCCGAGUUCAUCUAUUAAAUAGCAUUCAUGAAAAUUUAAAAGAAUUUUUGAAUGAGGAAAGCCCAUCAUUUGAAAAACAAUUUAAUAUAUAAAAAAUAUUAGAUUAUCUAAGUAGAUUAGAUAAAAAUGAUUUGAAGGAGUUUUAUUUAACAUUUGUAGAAAUGAUAAAAUGUGGAUAAUUAGAAAUUAGAACUAAACUAAUAACACUUCUUAGUAAAUAUUUUUGA
Paramecium sonneborni is the source of this 4228-nucleotide messenger RNA. Lineage: Eukaryota; Ciliophora; Oligohymenophorea; Peniculida; Parameciidae. The record is from the annotation of a GenBank genome assembly.